AAGCUUUUGGUCCUCCACUUACCAAGCUUUUGGCCCGUUUCGCUCCCCCUCCUUCUUCGUCUCGUUUUCUCUCGCCGUUAUCUCCACCCCACUCUCCUCACGCUUUAUAACACCCACUCCCUCUGUCUUUCUCUUGCAGCACACACAAUACCCACUUCUCUUUGAGAGAGAGAUGGAGAAGUUAGCGGGUUUCACCUCCGGCGCCGCCGCGACGGCGUCGUCGUUUGCGAGUCCGAGGGCGUACAGGCGGGCCCUGGCGGAGACGCCCUGGAGGCUGCGGCGGCGUGCGUGGUCGGUGACGACGACGCACGAGGAGAUGAGCCGGGUGCGGGCCCGGUCAGGGCCGGACAUGGCGCGGGCUCUGCGGUGGCCGGACCUCGUGGGGCUUGGGCUUGGGGGAAUGGUCGGCGCCGGGGUUUUUGUAGCCACCGGCCGCGCCGCCCGCCUCUACGCCGGCCCCGCUGUCGUGGUGUCCUAUGCCAUUGCUGGGCUCUGUGCCCUCCUGUCAGCGUUCUGCUACACCGAGUUCGCUGUCGACAUGCCCAUCGCUGGCGGCGCCUUCAGCUACCUCAGGGUCACAUUCGGGGAAUUUGCGGCCUAUUUGACAGGAGCGAAUCUAAUAAUGGAAUACGUGUUCUCCAACGCGGCAGUGGCGCGGAGCUUCACAACGUAUCUAGGGACGGCAAUCGGUGAGGACGCGGCGGCGCAAUGGCGGAUCACUGUCUCUGGCCUCCCCCAGGGCUUCAACCAGAUCGAUCUCCUUGCGGUGACAAUAGUUUUGAUCAUCUCCGUGUGCAUUUGUUACAGUACGAAGGAAAGCUCGGUUCUAAACUUGGUACUGACGUCGAUCCACAUAGCCUUCAUCCUGUUUAUAAUCCUGAUGGGAUUCUGGAGAGGGGACUGGAAGAAUUUCACGCAGCCGGCGAACCCGGCCAAGAACCCCGGCGGGUUCUUCCCCUACGGCGUCUCGGGGGUCUUCAACGGAGCGGCCAUGGUCUACCUCAGUUACAUCGGCUACGACGCCGUGUCCACCAUGGCGGAGGAGGUGAAGAACCCCACCCGCGACAUCCCCAUCGGCGUAUCGGGCUCGGUCGUCCUUGUCACUCUUCUCUACUGCCUCAUGGCUGCCUCCCUCGCCAUGCUCGUCCCCUAUGACGCUAUAGACACGGAAUCGCCGUUCUCAGGGGCGUUCAGGAAAUCGGACGGCUGGAGAUUGGUGUCGAACGCGAUCGGGGCGGGGGCGGGGUUCGGGAUCCUGACGUCGUUGCUGGUGUCGAUGCUGGGGCAGGCGAGGUACCUGUGUGUGAUCGGACGGUCGAACGUCGUGCCAGCGUGGCUCGCCCGGGUCCACCCUUCCACCGCCACGCCCGUCAACGCUUCCGCUUUUCUCGGGGUGUUGACGGCUGCGAUAGCUCUGAUCACUGAAUUGGACGUCCUCCUCAACCUCGUGUCCAUCGGCACCCUCUUCGUCUUCUACAUGGUUUCUAAUGCCGUGAUCUACCGGCGCUAUGUGGUGGUGGGAUCCACGAACCCAUGGCCCACCGUCUCAUUUCUCCUCUGCUUCGCCUUUGCGUCCCUUGCCUUCACCCUUGUAUGGCGAUGCGCUCCUCCCGGGAGGACGAAGUUUCUUCUCCUUGGUGGGUGCGCCGUGGCGGCCAUCGCCGUCCUACAUGCCUUCCAAGUCCUCGUGCCGCAGGCUCGAGAGCCAGAGUUCUGGGGGGUGCCAUUGAUGCCUUGGAUACCAUCCAUAUCGGCAUUCCUGAAUUUGUUCUUGUUGGGUUCUCUUGAAGGGCCAUCCUAUAUACGGUUCGGCUUCUUCUCGGUGAUUGCCGUACUUGUUUAUGUUCUAUAUGGCGUGCAUGCGAGUUUUGAUGCUGAAGAGAAUGGUGAUCUACUCGAAGUUUGAGAUAGCUGGAGACAUCCAGAGGAAAACAAUGAUAAUGGAAGCUUCAUGCCUUCAUGGUGUGAAGGAACUGAAGAAGAAAAGUGCCAUCUUUUGUUUUGUUCUGUUUAAUUACGUUCCGCUUAUUUUUCUCCACUUUUCAUCUUUUUUUUGAUGGGGUUGAUGAGGGGGAAGUUAAAAAGGUGGGCGAAAAAGAAAUUCUGAGAGGCAAACAUGCCAAAGAAAGAGCAAAAAUAGGAAGGCUUUAUGCAUGAAAGCUGUAGCAUUGGUGGUUUUCAAAUUAAUUACAUCUAUAUUGUGUCUCUUUCUGAUCAUGAAAUGAGGGUCAACUAUUUGUAA
This is a messenger RNA of Phoenix dactylifera (date palm), 2242 nucleotides long. Its product is annotated as cationic amino acid transporter 7, chloroplastic-like. Gene Ontology annotation, cellular component: plasma membrane. Gene Ontology annotation, molecular function: amino acid transmembrane transporter activity. NCBI's taxonomy places the organism in Eukaryota, Viridiplantae, Streptophyta, Magnoliopsida, Arecales, Arecaceae. Gene Ontology annotation, biological process: transmembrane transport; amino acid transport. The record is from RefSeq and is a predicted model, not a curated record.